Messenger RNA from Drosophila guanche, 2086 nucleotides. RefSeq names its product testis-expressed protein 10 homolog. The transcript has a single exon. The coding region runs from base 83 to 2044 and encodes 653 amino acids. Lineage: Eukaryota; Metazoa; Arthropoda; Insecta; Diptera; Drosophilidae. Gene Ontology annotation, cellular component: MLL1 complex; nucleus. The record is from RefSeq and is a predicted model, not a curated record.
ACCGUAAAGAGUAAAAAAGUGUUCGGUCAGCUGUGUCGCACGUUUUCAUUUCCAUUCGCUGCUUGCUGUUAGAUUUUUUAACAUGGGAGGCCACCACAAGAAGAAUCUGCGUGCCGAGAAGGCCAAAGUAAAGCUCAAGGGAGCCAAGCUGCCCAAGGGUCUCAAUGUGACCAAGACCGACUUUAAGGUGCGCAAGAUCGAGAUCCGAGAGCAGCUCAAGGAGACUUCGUACACCGAAAGUGGCCAGCGGCAGCUCAACCUUAAGGAGACCCUGUCCCGGCUGAAACAUCACAGCUUCAAGUUCCGCACGGAUGCCAUGCGCAAUGUGCGUGAGUCGGUCAAGUCCGGCCAGGCCGAUCACCUCAUCGGCCACCUCAACGAACUCUUUCAGGGCAUCGCCGCAGGCGCCCUCGACAUGGAGCACAGUGUGCGCCAGGAGUCGUUCAAGACACUCGAUGUGCUGCUGGAGGUACUGCAUCCACAGGCUGUGGCGCCUUUCUUCCAUGUGAUUUCGACCUACCUCAAGUGCGCUAUGACCCACAUCCAUCCCACCAUACAGGAGGAUUCGCUUCUGAUGCUGGACGUGCUGAUGCUGCGAGUGCCACCCUCACUGCUGGCGCAGCGCAGUGCCAGCACCAUUGUGGGAAACUUUAUUGACAUGAUCUCGCGCUCCCGCCACGACAACGAGAAGUCAAAUCGCUCGCUCACCAUGAACCUGGGCCACGGCAAGCAGACGACCGUCAAGUGGCGGACCAAGGUGCUGCUCCGCCUUCAGCAGAUACUUGCCACAUUGGCGCAACACAGCGCCAAGACAGCCAGCACCAAAUAUCCAGUUCAUGUCGUCCAUUUCGAUGAGAAUCGCGCAAACUAUUAUGGUCUGCUUAGCCCUUACGCGCAGGACACCCGCGACUUGUAUGCCAUCCUCCACGAGCCCAAGCUGAGCGCAGAGGGUGCCCAGCUGCAGACGUAUGUGGAGCAACUGAUGCCCCUGCUGCAUGACAGUUGGCUGGAGGUGAGGCCGCAGCAACAGCAGCCCCUUCUGCCGCCCGAUGCCUCGGCCAGCCUCUACGUUGUGGUCAACCUGAUAAGCCAGCUGUGGACGCUGAUCAACCAGCACGAGGCAGCGAACAGCACCAACGAGUUGAGCCUCUGGCUCAGACAGAAUCAUUCUAAAAAGUUUCUAAAGAACUUCCUCGAGCAGGACGGCAGUCGCUUCCCCUACCAGCAGAUGCCGCACACUCAGGCAAAGGGCAAGAAGUUGGCCAAAGAGAAGGGUCCCGCCGACGGCGGCGAGCAGUGCCUGCCCCAGAACAUGGCCAUUGUCCAGAUAGCCUGCCAGUUCUACCCAGAUCCGAGCGAGAAGCAGGCCACGGUCUUUGCCCACCUCGUUCAGUAUGUGAACGAAACACUGAAGCAGCUGGAAAAGCUAACGCCGGAGCACCAGCUGCCUCUGGUCGCCGCCCUGCGUUCGCUGCUGCUGGACAAUUCGCUGGCGCUGCACAAUCUGAUACCAGAGCAGUUGACGAGUCUGCUGGAUGCCUCCAUGCUGGCGUAUGUCGAACAGCGCUAUGCCACACGUGAGGGUGUCUCCACCAAGAUGCUGAGCCUGCUCUGCGAGAUUGUGCAGCAAACGGAGCUCUACAAACGCUUUGGCGGUGAGGAGCGUUUCGCCCUAUUUCUGGGCUAUCUGCCGGAGCUGCUGCUCAAGCCAACGGUGGCCGAGGGAACGCUGCGUGCCAUGGCCACCCUUUGCCGCCAGAUGAAUGCCAUUUUCAUGUCCGCCCUCGUACAAAGCUCUGCUGAUAUUCUUCUCCACCUGUCGCAGCUUCAGGUGACGGGCAAUGCCCAAGGCGAAGACAAAUUUGAGAAUCAAAAGCGUAUCCUCAAUCUAUUCUACUAUGCCCGAACAUGUGACACAAAGAACCAACUGAAGAAGGCGCUCAGGCAGCUGGCCAAGCAGCAGAAAAACGACAAAGACGAAGAUGAUUCUCCCUCAAAUGAACAAAUUUUCAGGUACUUGCAGUCGGUGCUGGCGUUUGACUAACCAACCCAUUCAAAUAGUUUAUAAAUCUAGUUUAUACUCUAA